This is a messenger RNA of Hydatigera taeniaeformis, 1233 nucleotides long. The record is from the annotation of a GenBank genome assembly. NCBI's taxonomy places the organism in Eukaryota, Metazoa, Platyhelminthes, Cestoda, Cyclophyllidea, Taeniidae.
AAUUCACCUUCGUCGCAUUCAGCCAAGGUAAAUUUGGCUUCUGCAAAGACCAACAGUACAGGAGGUGGUGGUGAUGGUGGUGGUGGUGGUGGUGGAGGAGGAGGAGGCAGUAGUGGAGCUGGUGGAUGGUCGCGAAGAGCUGCUGACGCUGUGCUGGCAGAAGCUGCACACGCCGACAAAAUGAUGCGGUCUGCAGCCGGUGCCGCUUAUCGAUCUGCCUGUCAGACACCUCCAGCACAGAUGGGACGAUGUCAUACGCGAGACUAUUUUAGAGCAAGCAUUACGAGCAGUUUCGAUGCAAUAGGUGGUUGCAGUUGCGAAAUCGGAUGUCAUGUGGGAAGUGGACCUUGCUCCUCCACUCGUCAGAAUCCUUCUUAUUACCCUCCGACUACGUCGCUUUGUCUGGAGUGUCAGCAGCAGCAACAUCAAAAUCACCAAAGUGUUGACACCUGUUGUCAACAAUGGUCAGCACAUCACGCUCAUCACUGUCAGAUGUCUCACGCGAUGAGUCACACACGGGCUAGUUGUUCGUGCGAAGAAUGCAACACCUCCUAUAGGGAACAGGAGCCACCGUGUCGCCUCCCGCUCUCGUCCUAUCAACGAAAUGCUCAACCUAAAUCUCCUUUUGCCGAAGAGGAGACAGGCACCACCCAGACUUGUCCCGCCUGCGCUGGUCUAGCUGCGGCAGCCUCGCAAGAGUGCGGCCUCAGCGACGGGAGCUACAAUGAAGUUCAGUGUGCUCCACCGCUGCUUAAGGAUCCCGAUGCAGCACUUGCCGAUGUCUGGGCCUCCGCUGCUCAUCACCGAAGUGGGCGCUCCAUCGCUGCCAUUCCUUCCUCCGUCUCUCGUCGUUCAGGUUGCUAUAACACGGAAAAUCUGCUCGCCGAGUGUAUCAGCGGCGACGGAGGCUGUGGAGGUAGUCAGUUCUCCUACAUGGUUGAUUGCACUCAGUGCCAACAGUGUGAUGCUGAGCGUUAUGCUACAGGCAUUGGAUCCAAGCCGGAUAGCCGAGUGUUGCGACGAGUAGCGACGGUUGCGCGUGACAUCGCUGAGAUUGUGAGAGGCAUUCGGUACUUCCAGCGUAAAAAUGAAGAAAAAGAACGUGUGCAGAAGAUCAUAAACGAGUGGCGCACGGUCGGUGGUGUCCUUGAUCGCCUCUUCUUUGUCUGUUACAUAAUCGCAAUAAGCAUUUCGAUAAUCCUUUAUUUCCCAAGACCUGCAGGUAGUGGGUAA